UCUGGGCCGCGGCCGCGCUCUCUGUGGCCCUGGCGGACCGCGAAGAUGGCGGCGCCCAUGGAGGUGGCGCUGGUGUCGGACGCGGCGGGGCCGCUGUGCAACUGCUCGGUCUGGGAGCUGCACUCGGGCUCGGCCCUGCCCGGGUACCGCGGCGGCAACAGCGGCCCACGCGGGCUGGCGCUGCUGGGCGGCGAGCACCUGCUGGGGGCCCAGCUCGGCAAGAGCUACAUCAACGUCUGGGAGCUCCAGAGGAAGGACCAGCUGCAGCAGAAGAUCAUCUGUCCCGGGCCUGUGACCUGCCUGACGGCCUCUCCCAACGGGCUCUACAUCCUGGCGGGCGUCGCCGAGAGCAUCUACCUGUGGGAGGUGUCCAACGGGAACCUCCUCGCCAUCCUGAACCGACACUACCAGGACCUCACGUGCCUCUGCUUCACCGACGACAGCAGCCACUUCCUCUCAGGGGCCAAGGACUGCCUGGCCCUGGUGUGGAACCUCUACAACGUGUUGCAGGCAGAGCCCUCCCAGAUCCCUGACCCCCGGCACGUCUGGUCCCGGCACAGCCUCCCCAUCACCGACCUGUGCUGCGGCUUCGGAGGGCCCCUGGCACGGGCUGCCACCGCCUCCCUCGACCAGACAGCCAAGCUCUGGGAAAUCUCAUCUGGGGAGCUCCUGCUUUCCGUGCUCUUCGACGUGGGGAUCAUGGCUGUGACUCUGGACCUCUCUGAGUACCACAUGUUCUGUGGGGGCAUGGACGGGUCCAUCUUCCAGGUCGACCUCUGCGCCUGGCCGGUUCAGAGAGACCGGACCUUCCAGACAGAGCGGGAGAACGGGAAGGUCUUUAAAGGGCACAGGAACCAGGUGACGUGUCUGUCAGUCUCCACAGAUGGCAGCCUCCUGCUCUCGGGCUCUCAUGAUGAAACUGUCCGGCUGUGGGACAUCCAGAGCAAGCAGUGCCUGAAGACGAUGAAUCACAAAGGUCCAGUGACAAACGCCUUCAUCGUGCUGGCCCCUGCCAACAUGUUCAACCCCGACGGGAAGCCCAGCGUGCCCCUGCCCAAGUUCAGCAGACACCUGCACGGCACCGAGAGCAGCGACGAGCCGGGCGCUGAGGGGGUGACGCUGCGCCUGGGGCUGCACCAGCAGGAGCCUGGGCAGAGCUACCUGGAGAAGGCAGAGAGGAUGUACUCGCAGAUGUACUCGACGAGGGAAAAGAACCUGGUGGGAGACCAGGAACACCUGACGAUCCAGGUGAGCGAGCUGGAGGAGGAGGUGAGCAACCUCCGGAAAAUCAACAAGGACCUCUUUGACUUCUCCACUCGCAUCAUCACCAAACCAGCCAAGUGAAGAGGCUCCCCCCGCCCUCGCACCCCUCCGCCUCUCCCUGCCCGGCUCCUGGGGAAGAACCGCCCGCCCUCGGGCACCGCCCAGCCGGCUGCGAGCACCGGCUCACCUUCCCCCGACCCGCCGCCUUCGCCUGCUCCGUGACACAGGACUGAGACCGGCGCGGGGAGCGCGAGGGGACAGCACAGGGACAGCACAGGGACAGCACACUCCGAUUCGGGGCCGGGGGGCACUCGGGCGGCCGCUGCAGGAGGAGCGUCGCCGGCUCCUGGGAGGGCUCAGGAUGCAGCUCCUGCUCAUUCCCCGUUUCUUCCCCUGCCCCUUUUUUGUUUCUUUUCGUUACUUGACCCUGCAGUGCAGACAGAAAAGUGUUUUUUCUCUCAA
Messenger RNA from Vidua chalybeata, 1725 nucleotides. RefSeq names its product WD repeat domain 18 (gene WDR18). Gene Ontology annotation, molecular function: protein binding. The record is from RefSeq and is a predicted model, not a curated record. The transcript has 10 exons. The coding region runs from base 46 to 1344 and encodes 432 amino acids. Gene Ontology annotation, cellular component: nuclear pre-replicative complex. Gene Ontology annotation, biological process: DNA-templated DNA replication; rRNA processing. Lineage: Eukaryota; Metazoa; Chordata; Aves; Passeriformes; Viduidae.